This is a messenger RNA of Orcinus orca (killer whale), 959 nucleotides long. It is a transcript of the gene PRPS1L1, whose product is annotated as phosphoribosyl pyrophosphate synthetase 1 like 1. Gene Ontology annotation, cellular component: cytoplasm; ribose phosphate diphosphokinase complex. Lineage: Eukaryota; Metazoa; Chordata; Mammalia; Artiodactyla; Delphinidae. The record is from RefSeq and is a predicted model, not a curated record. Gene Ontology annotation, biological process: purine nucleotide biosynthetic process; 5-phosphoribose 1-diphosphate biosynthetic process. Gene Ontology annotation, molecular function: magnesium ion binding; ribose phosphate diphosphokinase activity; ATP binding.
CUAGGGCAGUUGACCAAAAUGCCAAUCAAAAUCUUCAGCGGCAGCUCCCGCCAGGACUUAUCCCAGAAAACUGCCGACCGAUUGGGCCAGGAGCUGGGCAAGGUGGUGACUAAGAAAUUUAGCAACCAGGAGACCUGCGUGGAAAUAGGCGAGAGUGUGAGGGAUGUCCACAUAUUGCAGAGUGGUUGUGGCGAAAUCAACGACAAUCGAAUGGAGCUUUUCAUCAUGAUUAAUGCCUGCAAGAUUGCUCCAGCCAGCCGAGUUACUGCAGUCAUCCCGUGCUUCCCCUGUGCGCAGGAUAAGGAGGAUAAGAGCCGAGCCGCAAUCUCCGCCAAACUUGUAAAUACGCUGUCUAUAGCAGGUACAGAUCGUAUCAUCACGAUGGUCAACGCUUCUCAAAUUCAGGGCUUUUUUGAUAUCCCAGUAGACAAUUUGUAUGCAGAUCCAGCUGUCCUGAAGUGGAUAAAGGAAAAUAUCUCUGAGUGGAGGAACGGCAUGAUUGUCUCUCCAGAUGCUGGUGGAGCUAAGGGAGUGACCGCCGUUGCAGAAAGACUGAAUGUGGACUUUGCCUUGAUUCACAAAGAACCGAAGAAGGCCAAUGAAGUGGACCGAAAGGUACUAGUGGGAUAUGUGAAGGAUUGUGUGGCUAUCCUUGUGGAUGACAUGGCUGACCCUUGUGAUACAAUCUGCUAUGCAGCUGACAAACUUUUCUCAGCUGGAGCCACCAGAGUUUAUGCGAUCUUGACUCACGGAAUCUUUUCUGGCCCGGCCAUUACUCACAUCAACAGUGCAGGCUUUGAAGCAGUAGUAGUCACCAAUACCAUACCUUAGGAGGAUAAGGUGAAGCAUUGCUCCAAAAUACAGGUGAUCGACAUCUCCAUGAUCCUUGCCGAAGCCAUCAGAAGAACUCACAAUGGGGAAUCUGUCGUCUACCUGUUCAGCCAUGUCCCAUUGUGACA